Molecule: messenger RNA, 2724 nt
Organism: Aspergillus welwitschiae
Lineage: Eukaryota; Fungi; Ascomycota; Eurotiomycetes; Eurotiales; Aspergillaceae
Product: fungal specific transcription factor domain-containing protein
Exons: 3
Coding region: 1-2445 (814 amino acids)
Biological process (GO): DNA-templated transcription
Molecular function (GO): DNA binding; zinc ion binding
Source: RefSeq, a predicted model, not a curated record
AUGCGGUCGCAUCCUGCCUGCAUAGUCUUUGGUAUCACUUCCAUGACGCGAGGCAUGGUUCCAUACAGUUCGUCUACCGGCAGUGCGAUUUGUAUGGCAAUUGUUUUAGGUCAGAUGCUAUCAUGUCCGUAUCCGGCUUGUAAAACAUGGCAGGAGUUGUUGGGUUCACAUGUCCGCGCUGGUCAUACCGGAAGACUCGAUACCCGGGAACAGGACAAUCGCCGCUGCAAAUGUAUUCGUCGCGGAGGCUCAGAUCAAGGCUGUGUCGCUUGCCAACGAUCUGGCAUCCCGUGCGUAUCCAGCUAUCAGCGAAAGACCCGACUGUACGGAAGUGUCGAGACCAUCCGCGAUCGGAUUCACUGUCUUGAAGCAAUCGUUAAGGGGGCGUUUCCGGGUGAGCCCGUUGAUAGUAUUUCUGCUCUGUUAGAGCUGGGCCGGAAAGCCGGCUAUGAAAUGCCCAAGCUGGACCUUCCACAACAAAAUGAGAAUGAGCAGAGAGUUGAGCUGCGGAGCCCAGAACGCGCCUAUCAGACCCUGACAUGCGCUAGCAAUAGUAACGAUCAGCCAGGGUGUAUCAGAACCAGCCAGCGCCCACCGCAGCUGGUCAAAGACAGCCGUGGCCAUAGUCAUUACAUCGGGCCGUCAGCAUCCCUUGCUUUCUUUGCGGAUCUUCGCAGCCUAGUAUCGGAGCAACAGCCUUCCUCUUGCUUCGCUGCAGAUAUUCUGACAGAGUCUCUCGAAGCUCGACAAGAUUCGAGUCGCUUGUCACCGUCAGCAGUGAGUACAGACAUGACACCAGUUGCACGCGAUGAAGAAUUAUCGCUUGUCAAGGCACAGCUGCAGGAAAUGCCCCGGGAUUGUCUGCUGGCAAUAAUACAUGCCUUCUUUCACUCUGUAAAUUCAGAUUUCCCACUAAUGGACAGGGGAUACUUCUUUAACAAGCUUGAGUCCUACAUCUAUCCCAUCGGCCCCGCUGAGGGAUUAGAAGAUGGUUGGGUGGCCUGUAUCCAUGCUGUUCUCGCCUUUGGCUGCUGGAUCCUGGAUGAUGACGCUAGAUUCGAAGCCGAUGAACUAAGCACGCUAAGGUCUCGCUGCUGGAACUUCGCUCGAGGAGCUUUGGCUGGCUUAUUGACCUCGUGUACAGUCUCCAAUAUCCAAGCCCUGUUGCUUAUGGCACUCUUCCUGCACAACAACAAUGAUCGGAAUGCAGCGUGGACCCUAACUGGUAGUGCUGCGAGGAUUGCUAUUGCUUUAGGAUUGCAUCGCAGCGAUAUCGACGAGAGCCUUCGCCUAACAGAACAAGACUCCAGAAGGCGAGUCUGGUCUACGUUAUUUACAUUUGAGCAAUUUCUCUGCUUAUGUUUGGGCCGCCCAAGUGUGAUCGACAGUCGGGAGGUAACCCUGGGACCUGCUCCCGAAGACUCUGCUACUGCCCUUCUCGGUCAUCCCAGCCAUCACCAGGUGGCAACCGACCUUCAACAACAAGUCAGUCGGCUCCGCGAUGCGAUCGCUUUCUUGCAUCGGCCUGCUUCACCUGUAUCAUCCGCUGAUACGCAAUGUACUGAUCCAAUAUUACUCUUGAGUAACCUUAAAACCUGGGAAGCUGAGAUACCAACCUAUCUCGUUAUACCAUCCGAUAUCUUGGAUGCGUGCACCACCCCCUCGGCGGCAGUGCUGAAAGCGUUCGUCCCCGGAUAUCCACCGGACCAACUACGACCAACGGUUCUCCUCCAGUUAACCUAUAAUAACCUCCUUAUUCAACUUACACGGCCAUAUUUGCUUACAGUAAUUUCGAUGAGCCGAAGGCAGAACCCGAAGCAGCAGUACCCUUGGACUCUACCGAGAGAUAGUUUCCAAAACGUGCAGAAGAGCGCUGAGCACCUGGCGUCUAGCUGCGUCACAGCAGCGAUGCACAUUGUUAACCUUCUCGUCCUGCUUGAUUAUGCCAAUGGGGUCAAUGGAAAGACUAGCCUGGACCUUUUCUACGGGUAUUCGGCUGGAAUGGUUCUGCUCCUCCGUCGGCUGUGGGUCAUGCCCCCGGAUCUUCCGAAGUCUUUGUGGCAGCUUGAAGGUGCAGCUCAGAAAGAUGUUCAGUGCAUGGUGACAAAGUUGCAGUCCAUAAUGCAAGUAAACGCGAAAUGUCCGACAAUGCAGAGAUUUAAUGCAGUGCUUCAAAAGUUCGACGAAGCCGUUCUCGCGAACGGGCAACUUCGGGAGCGAGGUGAGAAUGAUGAAGUCGCACCGUUGGGCUUGGCACAGGGGGCAGGAAUUGACCAUGUGCCCUCACAGCUUCGCAUGCCUUGCGUCGAUAGUGUUAACAGCAACCUGGAUGGUACUGCUUCGGAUAGCCCGAGCCUGUGGCAAGAGUCUUUGCAGACGAUCACGCAGUAUAGUCUCGACUGGAGCAACUUUGAGCAGUUCCUUGGUAGCAUCAAUGUGGCAUAGGCUUGCAUGGCUACAACAAUAAAUUGGCUGAAUGUUCUCAAGAUGGUAGCCAUAUGUCAUGUUGGCCCCGAAAUUGAUAACAUAUUCAUUCUGUCAAAACUAUGCUCAUUUGUUCUCUCAACCCACCAAGAAUAUCAUGUUCGUCCAAUCUGCUCAAUCCAUCCAUGAUCACUGACUAUCCGCAUAGUCCUGUACGUGACACAGGCUUCCUAAGUUACUGGUAGUGCUACCUAGGCAUCGACACAAAAGUUCAAUGUCAUGGCCCGGCGGAUCCUCUCU